CAGCGGCGGCCCCGCCGCCCCUUACAGAGCCGUCCGGGCAGGGCCAGUGGUGCCCGAGGAGGAGGAGGAAGAAGAAGAAGAAGGCGGCUGAGGCGAGGGGCGCUGAGGGAGGAGGUGCUCCCUGCCCUGAGGCAGCUGCGGGGAUGCGCUGCGGAUUUGGCCGGUUCUGGCUCCCUGCAGCCUCUCCCUGGCUGUUACUGGGCUCAGGCCUGGGGCCCACUGGAGAGCACGGACAUCACAGAGAAAAGGAGACUGAGCUGAAUCCCUCCAGCAGCUUGGCAGAUACAAUGUCUGCCCCGAGUGGCAUCCCUGCCCCAUCUGCACCACCUUCUUAUGAGGAAACAACAGGAAUCAACGUGAACUAUCCCCACCCAUAUCCUGUCCCAGACCCUGGCCAGAAACCAGAUGGGAAGGGGAUGAACCCUCCUCCGUACACAGGACAGCCUAUGCCAGCAAAUAACCCCGUUACAGUUCAGACGGUGUAUGUGCAGCAACCUGUAGUGGUAUUUUAUGACCGCCCAGUUCAGAUGUGUUGCCCUUCCUGUAACCAGAUGAUUGUGACACGUCUCUCGUAUGAGUCAGGAGCAUUGACUUGGCUGUCAUGUGGUGGCCUCUGCCUGCUGGGGUGCAUAGCUGGCUGUUGCUUAAUUCCCUUUUGCGUUGAUGCCCUAAAAGAUGUGGAUCACUUCUGUCCAAACUGCAAUGCUCAUGUUGGUUCUUACAAGCGUUUAUAGGCAGUGUUUAAACAUUGAUAACUGAUUGAUUUGAAGUUGGCUAGCACCUCUGUAAGCCCCUUCUGAAACUUCAUGGAGACUUUGUGAUUGUUUCUGUGCAUCCUGUCACUGGAAACCAAUCAAAAAUAAUGUUUAUUGCUAGAUUGUUUGAAUAAGAAUUUGCUAAGAAUAAAGGAUUCUGACUUAGGUCUGUAGAAAGUAUGUAUAAUCUUUAUGGGCCACCCAGUCCAGCACCAGUCCAGCACCUAAGUGUUGUCUCUCUCUGCUUUAUGCAAAACAGAUUGGUGAUGUCGGUCCAGUUCAUCUCAUGUCAGUCAUGUUGCACACUGGUGUGUUUGCUUAGAGCCUCAGCACAGACCAAGAGGAGAAUGUCUGGAGAACCAUAUAGUCUCACGCUUGGUGUUGAUGCUUUUGCAACAGCACUGUUUACAAACUGGCAGGGAGUUGCUUGCCUCUGACAGACGUGCCCCUCUGACAAAAGAAGUGGUUUUGGUCCCCAAUGUUAUCAUUUGGGCACCUUUUUAUGAGCACUAAAAUUCACUUUAAAACUUUCUCUGUGAAAGACAACCAAACCUAAAGGCUUCUUCCUUCUGGAAGCUGCAUUACCAAAUGGCGGUAAACAAUAACUCAGGUUAUUGUGCAUCAGCAGUGAUUCAAUCUAGUGCCUGAAUUUCCUUGCCAGUUUUGAGUCCAGACGUAUCUCUACUUUGCAGUGAACAUGCUUAUACGGGAAUUUCGAAUAGAUAUUUUUUUCAGAUUUUUUUUUUCUUUUUUUACUGCCGAUUUAUGUCUGUGCUGUCUGUGAAAUGUUCUCUUCUCCCCACCUCAUUGGAAAUGCCAAUAGAGCCUCAGUUGUAGUGUUGGAAGGCUUCCUUAUACAUUUACGUGAGUUCACUGAUGGAUCAUAAACAAACCUCAGUCUUAUCUUAAAGCUGGAAUUCCACCUGCAAAACACAAAUAAAUACAGGACCCGUGUUUUUAAUUGUUGAUCUGUUUGUUAGCUGUGGUUUCUUCAUUGAGAAGGUAGCAUGUUUUUAAGGAGUUUCUCUGAUGAUUAUUUAGACUUGUACUCUGAUUUUUCCAAAUGAAAGAUAAGUUCUGUUCUCAGAAACCUAAGCUGGAUAUGCUUAGUUUAGAUGAUGAUCACAGAAAAUUAACAGGUGACACUCUGAAGGUUGAACUAUUUUAAACAGCAGACUAGGUCCAAGUGACAUCUAAAUGCAUUUGAGUGAUACCUGCCUAGAGAAGGCAGACAAGUGUUUAAACAAGGCUGUGAUGCUAACACUGUAUUAAUCUCUGUAAAAAGCUAAAAUAAAUACUGCAUUUAUUGUUCUUGCCA
This is a messenger RNA of Cygnus olor (mute swan), 2073 nucleotides long. RefSeq names its product lipopolysaccharide induced TNF factor (gene LITAF). The transcript has 5 exons. The record is from RefSeq and is a predicted model, not a curated record. Gene Ontology annotation, biological process: regulation of cytokine production. Lineage: Eukaryota; Metazoa; Chordata; Aves; Anseriformes; Anatidae. The coding region runs from base 144 to 734 and encodes 196 amino acids. Gene Ontology annotation, molecular function: zinc ion binding.